AUGUUUCGCAAUGUCAAUGACACCUCCGCUCGCCAUUCAUGGGAUAUUUUCUUCGAGAUGCACGGCUGCCUCAAUUCCGCAGUCUCUCAGGUCAUUUCAUCUGCCACGGCUUAUGUUCACAGAGACAAGUUGUUGCUCUGGCAGCUUUCUGACAUGGGCGAACCUAAAAGCCUACCCCAGAAAAGCUUCGCUGUUUUAAAAGACCUGAUGAACAGCGUGACAAACUCUCUAGCACCUGGGCAGUGGGGCAUGUACGCGAGCUUCAUUGAUACUGAGUUAGAUGGCAAGACAGCUCAAGAUCUAUAUUGGAGACAGAAUCUCCCACGGUUGAAGGCUAUAAAAGCUAAAUAUGAUCCAAGAAAUAUCUUUUGGAACCCUCAGGGUGUUACGCCUAUAGCAUGA
This is a messenger RNA of Fusarium redolens, 402 nucleotides long. RefSeq lists its product as uncharacterized. The transcript has a single exon. The record is from RefSeq and is a predicted model, not a curated record. NCBI's taxonomy places the organism in Eukaryota, Fungi, Ascomycota, Sordariomycetes, Hypocreales, Nectriaceae. Bases 1 to 402 code for a protein of 133 amino acids. Gene Ontology annotation, molecular function: oxidoreductase activity; flavin adenine dinucleotide binding.